GUGGGCGGCGCGGGGGAAUCAGGCAUUUGAGAAGGGCGCCCCCUCACUGAGAGAGAAUGGGGCUUUGCUGAGAGGAUCGGCAAGAUGGCGGCGUCCAGCCGAGCGCAGGUGCUGCGGCUCUACCGGGCCCUGUUACGGGAGAGCCAGUGCUUCGCCGCCUACGGCUACAGAACAUAUGCCAUCAGAAGAAUAAGAGAUGCCUUCAGAGAAAACAAACAUAUACAGGAUUCAGCGGAAAUACAAAAACUAGUGAAUAAAGCAAAAGAAAACCUAGAUAUUAUUCAUCGGCAGGUCACCAUUGGUCAAAUGUAUUCCACACAGAAGCUUGUUAUCGAAAAUCCAGAAAAUACAUAGCUAGAAGAUGAAUCCAAUUUUUGAAGCAACAGUGGACCAUCCUCAGCAUUCUGCAUUGCUGCACACAGAUAUUUAUGUUCGCUGCACAAGUAUGAGAGUUCAUUUUUUAUUAAAAGAAGAAAUGUAGGAGAGGCUCAGUUCUGACAACCAAAGCAAUAUGGAAUGUUUCCAUGAUUCAUACUCUAAGACGUACGGCUACGGCUACCACAGUAUGUAAUGUACCCAAUGCCCAUGUUUGCUUGUGUGUCAUAUGUAAUGAACAUGUUCAUUGUUCUUAUUUAACAAUAAAAUUUCAUGAGCUGAA
Messenger RNA from Gavialis gangeticus (Gharial), 658 nucleotides. It is a transcript of the gene LYRM4, whose product is annotated as LYR motif containing 4. Gene Ontology annotation, biological process: iron-sulfur cluster assembly. Bases 85 to 354 code for a protein of 89 amino acids. The record is from RefSeq and is a predicted model, not a curated record. The transcript has 3 exons. Gene Ontology annotation, cellular component: mitochondrion; L-cysteine desulfurase complex. Lineage: Eukaryota; Metazoa; Chordata; Crocodylia; Gavialidae.